Monosiga brevicollis MX1 is the source of this 2712-nucleotide messenger RNA. RefSeq lists its product as uncharacterized. The transcript is spliced from 13 exons. The record is from RefSeq and is a predicted model, not a curated record. Gene Ontology annotation, cellular component: nucleus; cytoplasm. Lineage: Eukaryota; Choanoflagellata; Craspedida; Salpingoecidae. The coding region runs from base 1 to 2712 and encodes 903 amino acids.
AUGGCUUCUGAGGAGUUUGUGCCCACUGAUGCGGAGCUCAAGGCCAUCGGGGAGGCAAUGAAGGAUGACAACUUUCGCAAACUUCUCGCCGAGUAUGCCGAGGAGAUUAGCAAUCCUGAGAACAAGCGGCCGGGGUGGGUGGUCAAGACGGCGCUCAAGGGGGCUGGAACCAAGGUUUUUAUCAAUAUCUGCCAAUGUGACAUCAUUGCCAAACCACAAUCCAAGCGCACUACGCAGCACGGGCGAACGGGCAUGACCUGGUCUGUUCCCCAUUCCAUUGCUGCUUCCCGUGAAGACGUGGACAAGGAAGGUCGCUUGUGCGUGGUCUAUGAUGCCGUCUUUCAUCCCGAGGCGUUGCGGCUGGGCGGGAGCAAUGACUCUUUUAAGGAGAUGCUGACGACCACAGCCAUGGACGCGAUUGAGCGUCAGUUUACGCAUCACAAGCUUGACCGGGAUACUUGCAAAUAUCCCAAAAUGACCUUGAAGGCAAGCCACCGUCUGAUUCGUCUCAUGCCUGCAGCACCAUGCUACCACGGCAUGCCGUCCCGGACCGUGAUCCGCACACGGAAGGAUGGUAGCCAAGCAGACUCCAAGCCACCAAGCAUGGCCGAUACGCUGGGCCGAGCUGCCCAGGCCAUGACCAAGUCAUCAAACGCACGGCCGACUCCGCUCAAGGCGACGCCAGCCAUGUCAGCCAGUACGGCCCGCCGCAACACACACGUGUAUAAAGUCGUCGAAAAGCGCCAAUUUGACAUGGCGGAUACGAUUGAGGGCGGUUCGGCGGGGUCUGCAGGGCAGCGCCCGCAGGCACUUACAGUCACGAUCGAGUUGCCCAAUUAUGCCUCGGCGGCUGGGUUGGAUCUCAACGUGGAGGAGCGCCGGCUGGUGGUUCAAUCUGAGGAUGGGCGUGCUGAGCCUUGUUUCGUUGAGAUUCCUUUAGCUUACCCCGUGGCACAGGAGCGCGGCGAGGCCAAGUUUGAUAAGAAGCGGCGGCACUUGGAAGUGAGGCUGCCUGUGAUUCCCCGAGCCGAAGCGAUUACGCCAGUUGUAGCACCAACUUCAGUCGCCGAGGUGGUGCCCGCAUCCACCCCCGAGUCAUCACCCACGCCCGUGGCCGAUCCCAAGGCCGCCGUGCUUGAGACAGAGGUGAUUGCAGCGACAACAACCGCAGUCGAGGACAACGCUCCAACAACGCCCGAGGCUGUGGGAAAUGUGCCGGUCGAAGUUUCGCCAGCGGUGCCUGCGGUGCAGGUGACAGCAACCCAGGAACGACAGCGAUUGGUGGUGCGCCUUGAUGGACUCAAUGCCACCCAGGUCGAAGGUCAUGCCUUGCACGAACAGAGCAUUGCUUCAGUCGUCAUCCACGGCGUUGACCUGCAUACCUCUCAUGGCGUUUAUGCGUUGCGCUNUGAUGCGACCUUGGCGCCAGAGUCGUUACUGGUCGAUGCUAAUGCGGACAACGUUGUGAUUGCCUUUGACAAGGCACCUGCCGUCGACUGGCAUCGAUUGCGCCAUGGUUGGUCAAAGGAGCGGCUGCAGGAGCUGGUGCUGCUCACUCCGCAGACUGCGCGCACGCUCCUCGAGCCGCCCGCGCCCGCCACCCCAGCCACCCCAGCCACCCCAACAACCCCUCUUGAGCCAAAGCCUCGGCCGGUAGCGGCGCCAAACGUUUCAGCGGCGCCCAUUGAGCAGCUGGAAUUGCCAUCUCAGGAUACAAUCACAACAAGUGAACCAAGUGUUACUGCCCUUGCGUCCGAAUCGGCCGCUGCCGUCUCUAAAGCGCCGGCACCCGUGCCGGCGGGGGCACCCGAAUCGCGCCAAGAUGAGGCUGAGGCUGUGCGAGCACCCCCCGUUGCAAGCCAGCCACCAGUUGCCGCCCCUGCCUCAGCCACUCUGGCACAACUUGGCGGUGACGAUACGCGUGAGCAUGCCGAGAGCACCUCACUGCUCAGCCCUGCCCGGCGUGCCCCGGGCCGGAGUGGUAGUGUGUCACUUGCGCCACAAUCGCGCGUGGUUUCUGAGUGGCUGCUCGGCAGCCUGCGCUCGGUCUAUGUGCGCCAUUUGACUUCCGACCACGAAGCGGCUGCUGGUUCAGAUGAGGAGUCUGGCUCAGAAUUGGCCUGUGACUGCUGGGCCUUUUUUUGUGGGCCGCGAUCCUUGGCUGAAGACACUGAAGACUACGACCAGCGGCCAGAGUACACCGGCAACUUUACCAUUGACGAACUUAAGCAACUCGCGCGCAGCCUCGUAGAAGCUGUGGAACUGGGCGACGAGGAUGGUGUUUUGGAAAUCCUGGAAGAGCUUUCAACUGUGGAGAUGACCGUGGAUACUUUAAAGGCCUCAAAUUUGGGCGUCCUUGUCAAUCGCUUGCGUGGCGAGCGUGCGGGAUCAGUGGCGCAAAACUUGAUUGAGAAGUGGCGGCACCAGGUGGCGGAGCAGACAAGCCCUCAUUCGCCCUCGACUGCCUCUGCAAGCUCUGGCUCACCCACACGUGCGGCAGAGUCCCUGAGUCACUUGAAGGAGCUUAACAAGCGUCUCCGUGCCGCUGCACGUGCAAAUGACUUGGUCACGGUGACUGCGCUGAUAGACGUCAUUAGGGCUGAGCAUGCAUCACACAAUUUGCUCAUCAAAUCGGGACUGCUGCGUACUCUCAAGGCACUGCGCGAAAGCCGCUUUUUGCUUUCCGAGUCAGCCGAGGAUGCACAAGCCUGA